This is a messenger RNA of Anisakis simplex (herring worm), 186 nucleotides long. The record is from the annotation of a GenBank genome assembly. Lineage: Eukaryota; Metazoa; Nematoda; Chromadorea; Rhabditida; Anisakidae.
CCGUCAGGAACCGAGGAUAUCGUUCGUGUUUAUGCGGAAGGAUCGUCUUCUCAGAAUGCACGUGAGGUCGCUGAUAAAGUGGCUGACAUUGUCUCAUCACCUGGUAUUUUCGAUUUUAGUCGAGAAACAAUAGCUGUUAUAUGUACAAUUGACGGUUCGUCCACACUGACGACAUUCCAGUCAUAA